Messenger RNA from Symbiodinium sp. CCMP2592, 846 nucleotides. NCBI's taxonomy places the organism in Eukaryota, Dinophyceae, Suessiales, Symbiodiniaceae. The record is from the annotation of a GenBank genome assembly.
AUGGACGCCGCCGGCGUCGAGGCCGGGCCUCCGGCCGCUGCGCCGGCGGCACCGCCUGCACGACCGCGUCGGCGGCGUUGGUGGUUCCUAGCCGUGGUCUUCGUAGUCUUCUUCAUCAUACUCCUCUCUCCGUUGCAUAGACGAUGCGUCUACUUGUUUGUGGCUUGGCUGCCCGCCGUGCCUGCAUAUGCCUUGGGCUGCUACGGGCCGGUCGUUGGCGCCUUUAAGAGGUCUGGGCCAGUCUUCAUCAAGCUUGCGCAGUGGGCCUCCACACGACGUGAUGUCAUCCCUGGUGAACUUUGUGAUGCCAUGGGCACACUGCAUGAAAACGUCCCGACUACGAUGUCCCGGACGGACCUCGAUAGCUCGCAGCGGGAGGAUCAGCUCGACUUGGACCUUGACCUCCUCAGGUGGUUUGCCGGCUGGGUGACUUGGUGGAAGCCAGAGUUGACCUGGAUGGCACUGGAAGGAGCUGUAGACAAUUUCGGCGAAUACAUGAUGCAGCAGGUGAACCUGAACAUCGAGGCGUCCAACAUGAAAAGGUUCGCGCAGAACUUUGCGAGUAACGGCAAUAUUUUGGUGCCUCCCGUUUAUGCUGCCACUGAUUCUGUCCUCGUCAUGGGCAUUGCAGAAGGCACCGGGCAGGGCAUGAAAGACAACUUCAUGCACGGCGACCUGCACCCAGGCAAUCUCUUCAUCAAGUUUGAGGACGACGGAUCGCCGACGGUGACGCUGAUUGAUGUCGGCAUCUCCAUCGCGAUAGAAAAUGCUUUAGGCAGGAUGAUCAAGGAGCUUGGCCAGAUGCUUCUUGGGGUUUUGGGUUUAGGGCAGUCCAGUCCUGCAUAA